AUGGACGCCCAGGCCCAUCUCCUCUCGCUCGGCUGGGCUGGGCCCGGGCACUCGCUCGACUCGCGGCCGUACACACAAAAAGGCCACCGGGGACUCGCGUACGACCCCGCCAAGGUCGGCAACAACGGCAACGGGCUGGUGAAGCCGCUGCUCGUGUCACAACGCAAGGGCCGCUUCGGGAUCGGCAAAAAAGCCCACGAACCGCCGGCCGGGACCGAGUGGUGGCUGAAAGGCUUCGAGAGCGCGCUGGGGAACAUUGGCAAGAGCGAGAGCGAAAGGACCAGUGGGGCCAGUACGCCGGCCAUAAGCCAGAGCCAACACAAUAUGAGCGGCAAACACGGCUCGCUGUAUAGCUACUUCAUCAAGGGUCCGGAUAUGGAGGGGACGAUUGAAGACUUGGACGAGAUGCAAGGGACGAUUGAAAACGAAAACUUGGACGAGAUGGAGGUGGAGCGGUCCCUGUCGUCGAAGAAGAAGAAGAAGAAACGAAAGAGCGAUGUCCUUGACGACGACGACACCGACACCGCCGCAGUGGUGACCAAGAUGAAAAAGAGCAGCAAAAAACAGAAGCGGGACGCCGUGGUUGAAUUCGAACAAGUCAGCACCUACAUGGCCUUACGCGACAAAGAUAAACAGCGCAGGCAACGGCCCGAACGGCCCAGUCCUGUCGAGGAGUUCCGGCAUGUCGGCGAGUAUCUCGAGGCCAAGGCCAGGUCGGAGAGGAAAGACAAGGAAAAGAAGAACGAGGCUAGGUCGGAGCGGAAAGACAAGGAAAAGAAGAAGCAGAAGCGGAAGCGGACAUCAGAAGAAGCACAUGAGUCUGGGCCCAGCACGAGCACGACCACGCCGGCAGUUACAGAGGCAGAGGCAGAGGCAGAAGAGGGAGCCGAGACUCCUGAGACCAAGGAAGAAAGGCGAGAACGUCGACGGCUACGUAGAGAACAGAAGGAGGCUCGAAAGCCGACAACUGCGGUUGCGGCCGAGGCUCACCCGUCCGAGCGACUUCCAGAGGCGGAGGUCGAGGCGGCAGAUGCGGCUGACAAGGCCGCUCGACGUGCAGAGCGAAAGAAGAGAAAAGCCGAGAAAGCGGCCAUCCCAAAGCUGCAAUAG
This is a messenger RNA of Capronia epimyces CBS 606.96, 1110 nucleotides long. RefSeq lists its product as uncharacterized. NCBI's taxonomy places the organism in Eukaryota, Fungi, Ascomycota, Eurotiomycetes, Chaetothyriales, Herpotrichiellaceae. The coding region runs from base 1 to 1110 and encodes 369 amino acids. The record is from RefSeq and is a predicted model, not a curated record. The transcript has a single exon.